GUGCGCGUCUUAAAGGAUCACGUGACCAGACGCAGCGGGCUGACGGGAAGGACUCGUUGUUACCGACUAUCAGCCGCCGACCGCCGCUUUCGCCCUGAAGACGUCGGAGUAGGAAGACGAGAUGUGCACCAGCAUCCAGCCUGUUGAAUGGACCGCUGACCUCAAGAACCAGAACUUUGAUGGCAUCGUCUUGGUGACCAGGAGCCAUGACACGCUGCCCUCCGACCUCGAGUGUCUGAAAGCACCGCUGCAGGACUACAGCUCUGUGGACAGCGGUCUCGGCGAGGAGGUGGUGGUCCUGAAAGUCCCCGGUCUCCCUGGUAACCGCCUGGUGUUUGCCUCCACCGGCCCGCUGAACCGCGACUAUGACGACGUCCGGCGCUUCAGCGACGCGGCGCUCAGCGGCAUCAAGCGUGCCUUGAAGGCAGGCAUGCAGCGCCCCCUGCUGGUCUGCCCUCCUCACAAGGACUACAAGAACAGCUCGCUGGUGGCUGCACUCGGGGCCCUUCAUGCUCUCUACAUGCCCCUGGAAGUGAGGGAGGGGAAGGUGAAACCCGGCGACUACAAGGUGUGCGUCCUGGGUCUGUGGGCGGCGCAGGAGGCUGAGGGGCGGAGGCUGGUGGAGCUCGUCGAGGCCCUGGAGAGCGGAAGACUGGCCUGCCGGGACAUCGGCGGCUCGGACCCCGAGCGCAUGGCUGCUCCUCGGGUGGCGGACUACGUGCAGGAGCUCUUCAAGGACAGCCCCGUGACGGUGGAAGUGGUGAGCAAAGUGAAGGUCCUGGAGAAGGAGUAUCCCUGUCUGGCUGCCGUCAACCGCUGUGCCGACUGUGUUCCCCGUCACCAGGCCAGAGUGAUCAAGCUGCAGUACUGCGGGGAGGGGCCGGUGCAGAAGACGCUCAUGUUGGUGGGAAAGGGCAUCACCUACGACACCGGCGGAGCCGACAUCAAGGCCGGAGGCUUCAUGGCCGGGAUGCACAGGGACAAGUGUGGAGCUGCUGCCGUGGCCGGCUUCUUUCAGAUUUUAGCCAAACUGAAGCCAAAGCAUCUGAAGGUCGUCGGCGCCAUGGCCAUGGUGAGGAACAGCGUCGGCGCAGACUGCUACGUGGCCGAUGAGCUGGUGGUGUCCCGGGCGGGUCGCAGGGUGAGGGUGGGGAACACCGACGCAGAGGGACGCAUGGUGAUGGUCGACCUGCUUUGCGAGAUGAAGGAGAAGGCGGUACGGGAGACGUCUCCUGAGCUGUUUACUAUCGCUACUCUGACUGGUCACGCCAUCAGAGCCAUGGGACCCGACUACUCUAUCAUCAUGGAUAACGGACCGGCCCAUCGCAACCACAAUGCUGCUAAUUGGCAGAAAGCCGGAGAGGCGUUGGGCGACGUGUUCGAGGUGUCCAGUAUCAGAAGGGAGGACUACGACUUCCACAAGGGAAAGUCUGAGUACGAGGAUAUUCUGCAGAGCAACAACCUGCCGUCCUCGUCAACUCCUCGAGGACAUCAGGCCCCCGCAGCGUUCCUCAUCAUGGCCGCGGGGCUGGACAAGCACGGUGUGGAUUCCAGGGCACCUCUGCCCUACUCCCACGUUGACAUCGCCGGGUCGAGCGGCCCGUUCCCCGGCGUGCCAACAGGAGCCCCCAUCCUCGCCAUGGCAACCAACUACAUCCUGUCGGACCGUCUCUAGACGGGCGCCCUCCGAGUAGACAGGCCGCGCGGUCUGCAAAUUAAAUUUGGAAACGUCCAAAUGGAAAUGAAAUCCCUGCCACAACACAUAAUGUCAAUUCUGUAAGUCUGACGUCAGAUUGCUUCUCUGCAAACAUGUUCUUUGAUCCAUUUUUUCUAAGAUCUUGCGACUCAUCCUGCCUGCAUCCAGUGUCGGAGGAUCCUGUUCUUAAGUGAUCGUAUAUAUGGUGCGAUGGCAGUGUAAAAUGACCAUCCUUUUUUAUAUGCGGCAAACAGAGAACAUGAUUGUGUGAUUAGUGAUGCUGAUUGUCAGUAAAACAAAACACCGCCGUGAUCAAUAAAACAAACAUGAAAGGGC
Molecule: messenger RNA, 2032 nt
Organism: Gasterosteus aculeatus aculeatus (three-spined stickleback)
Lineage: Eukaryota; Metazoa; Chordata; Actinopteri; Perciformes; Gasterosteidae
Product: putative aminopeptidase W07G4.4
Biological process (GO): proteolysis
Cellular component (GO): cytoplasm
Molecular function (GO): metalloaminopeptidase activity; manganese ion binding
Source: RefSeq, a predicted model, not a curated record